UAGUGAUUGGUGCAAUAAUCGAUUACCGGUGAUUUAGUCGCACGAGAAACAAUAAUAUGAUGUCGCGGUCAGUGCGCGCAGAGACCCGUAGUCGUGCCAAGGAUGACAUUAAACGCGUGAUGCAAGUAGUUGAUAAAGUUCGUCACUGGGAAAAAAAAUGGGUUACUAUAGGAGAGACAACUAUGAAAAUAUAUAAAUGGGUUCCAAUUUCGACUCUUGAUCAGAAGAAAAAAAGUAAAACUGUUUCUGACAAAGAGAAUGGUUUACCAAGAAAAGGAGGAAUAGAUUCAUCAAAUUCUAAUUUUGGUCUCACAGAAGAUUCUAAUACAUGUUUUUCCACUGUUAGUGAUUCCCAAGGAUUGACAGAUUUUUCUGCACAUUUGGGUUUCUCAGAGGACUCCAAUUCGCAAAAUAGUGAAUCUGCACCUAAGAGGUUAAAGACUGACUAAUGUUUGAUCUAUAAUCAUAAUCAUCGCCACUGUCAUAUACAAUUUGACAUAUUUAGGAAUCACUAUCUCUUUUGUAAAUUUGCACUCAACUUUGAGUUAAAUUAUACCUUUUGACAUGGAUGAAUUACAAGACAAGUUUUUGUUUCAUCCAAAUUUAGUAUGAAAAAUCUUCUAGAUAAUAUAUAUAUAUAUAUAUACGUAUAUAAUUAUAUGAAUAAUAUUAAUCUUAUAGAAUGUUCUGAAUUAUGUAUAAUGAAGUUUAUUUUUUACAUAUGGAUUUAUUACAAAUUUUCCCAUUGAACUUAGGAAUUAUAAAUAAUUCUCUAAUUGAAUAGAUAAAAAUUGGGAAAUGCUCAAUCUAUUUAUAAAAAAUUCGGAUUUUUAUAUAAUUUUUCCAAAAGAUUGCAAGAAGAUUACAUGAAUAAUCUUCAAAAUCAGAAAAAAAAAUUAGUAACAGAUUGUAUGUAUAUUUGCAGUAAAUGCAAUAUUUGUAGCAAUGUUAAAGUAUUAUAUAUUUUCUUUUUUUUUAAUUUCUAUUUUUCUGGCUAUAAUGAUAUAUUGCUGUACCAGAGAGUAUUUAACAAAAAAAUAUUCAUACAUUAUUAAAAUUAUUUUUACUAUAAAUUAACUGCUGAUGUAAAAACACAUAAGUACAUGUAUAUUUUAUAUUUAAACACAUUUUAUGCCUUUGAAAAAUUGUGAAAAGUUAUUAUACAUAUACCAAAUAUGAUUUUUUCUUUAUCUAUUAAUAUUAUAGAAGAAUUUGCAUUCCUUUGCGUUAUAGCACCGUGACAUGUACAAAAUAAGCUUGACUCAUACAAAUAAAAUAGUUGAAUGACUUUUGAAUGAUCAGUGCACAUUAUAAAUCGCUUAUGAAAAAGUUGUCAUACAUUUGUUAUUAUUUGUUUUUUAAGCUUUGUACAAAGAUGUUCACUCUAGCUCUUACAGCAAAUAUUGCUGUUAGAGUAUAAAAAAGAUCUAAUAUUUGAGAAAAGAAAAUAUCGAACAUUUCUGAAAAUACUUUUUCUACAAUUAUUUAGCGAAAAAUAUUAAGCUAAAACUUUACCAUCUUGAGAUAAAUUUUAAUUCAUUUGACAAACUUUUACAAAAAAAUAGAAUGUAUAUUUAAUUAUUAAAAUUAUUUAAAUCUUUUUAUAUAACAUAUAAAGGCACAUUAUGUAUAAAAAUAUCUUAUUUGAGUAAAUAUUUUAUUUGAUCAUUAUU
Molecule: messenger RNA, 1673 nt
Organism: Cataglyphis hispanica
Lineage: Eukaryota; Metazoa; Arthropoda; Insecta; Hymenoptera; Formicidae
Gene: BCL7-like
Product: B-cell CLL/lymphoma 7 protein family member B
Exons: 4
Coding region: 57-449 (130 amino acids)
Source: RefSeq, a predicted model, not a curated record